AUGCAUCUUCCAUCCUCCAUCCAGAACCUCGCACUACUGGCCUACCUCUCCAACCUCCUUGCCCCGGUGCAUGCCAUCCCAGUCCUAGAUCGACGCAUCGACGCCGCCAAAGAGUCUCUCGACACCUCCGCAUCGCCCAAAUGCCGCAUCGGCGGCUGCCACCGCGAACGCUGCAUCAAAACCGACUCGCCGGACAUCAAGGUAGAGGAACACGUAUCGGGAUCGAAGCGUGAGGAAAGCGAGAACUGCGAUGGAAAUAUCGAACCUUCAACGGCGAGAUGCUUUGAGAACGUGGAGUGUCGGUAUAAUGAGGACCGUAACGAGUGUGGAUGGGCGGAGAGCGAGGCGUUGAGGACAUGUUUGCAGGCGGCAGCAGUGAUUCAUCCUGAGCCGUCUAAAUCAGAAGCGGAAGAAGAAAAAGAAGAGAAACCAAAGCCGGAAGAUGGCGGUAAAGAAAAGACCGACAAUUCCAAGAAGGAGGCGGGACAGUCUGAGAAAUCUGACAAAAAGACGCCACAAAGGCAACGCAAGCCCGACGACAAUCAAACCGAGUGGGAGUCUUAUGUCGAAGGGGAAGAAGGCGUAGACAGUGUGGCGGAAGUGGACACGACGCUGCCGCCCAAAGACAUCAAAUGGGAUUACGACACUGGCAAGGAAAAGGUCGAACAGGGAAGGCAGCCAUGGCGGUCCCAGGUUUUGGAGAACGUCAAGGACGAAGGCAUGCGAGAUGAGGCCAAGAACAAGGACAAUGGCGACGAGACUCCCGAAAAGAACGUCUCCGCCAGUCCCUCAGCCACAUCCGCCAACAUAUACAACCACGCCGUCCCCGCCUCCGACUCAGUCCCCGAGCCCGACACACCUCCCACCGACGACGACUCCCCCCGGCACAACAAAGCUCUUUCCGACUACAACCCUGCUCUCUCCGUCCUCAAAUCCGACGCCACGACCCGUCGCAUCGCGCCAGAAUGCCGGCCGGCGGGCUGUCACGGCGAGCUGUGCGUAUUGGCCGGGAACGCACCGAUUUUGACACCGUGUGUGUGGCGCAAUGAGUUUAAGUGCUAUCGGGAGGCAAACUGUGUGUAUGACGAAGAGUUGGGGAUCUGCGCGUGGGAUUGGACGGAGCAGAUGGAGGGGUGUGUUGUGGGGAAGAAGGAAGAGGAAGAGAAGAGCAUUAGGGAUAAUUCCUGA
This is a messenger RNA of Fimicolochytrium jonesii, 1188 nucleotides long. RefSeq lists its product as uncharacterized. Bases 1 to 1188 code for a protein of 395 amino acids. The record is from RefSeq and is a predicted model, not a curated record. Lineage: Eukaryota; Fungi; Chytridiomycota; Chytridiomycetes; Spizellomycetales; Powellomycetaceae. The transcript has a single exon.